AUGAAUCUAAAUCAUCUUUCAUCAAUGGCUUAUAAUGUCACUCAAAAACAUGGUACAGAACCAGCAUUUUCAAGUCCAUUACAUAAUAAUAAGAAAAAGGGUACAUACACAUGCGUAGUUUGCAAUAUACCAUUAUUCAGUUCAACUCAUAAAUUUGAUAGUGGUACCGGUUGGCCUAGUUUUUAUAGUCCAUUGAGUGAGGCUAAUAUUGCUUCAAAAACAGAUUAUGAAAUAGGUUAUCCUCGAACUGAAGUUCAUUGUGCAAAGUGUGAAGCACAUUUGGGUCAUGUUUUUAAUGAUGGUCCAAAACCUACUGGUCUUCGUUAUUGUAUUAAUGGUGUUUGCUUAAAUUUUAUACCGCAAUAA
Messenger RNA from Adineta steineri, 366 nucleotides. Lineage: Eukaryota; Metazoa; Rotifera; Eurotatoria; Adinetida; Adinetidae. The record is from the annotation of a GenBank genome assembly.